AUGCCUCAGUCAUGUAAAGACAUCCGAGCCGCGCUGGCAUUCUGCCUGCAGAACAGCGACUGCAUCAUGGUGGAGCGGAAUAGCCCCGGCGAAUGUCUGCGCCCACCACUCAAAUACACCCUCCCGACACAGUGCCAACAGCUGCAGAAGGGCUAUGCAGAGUGCAAGAAAGGCAUGAUCGAUAUGCGCAAGCGAUUCCGUGGCAACCGACCCAUCGCCGUCCAAGGGCAGCUCGAGACGGGCGCAUUCGGGCAAGGAAGAUCGAUGGAGGACGAGAAGGCAGGAACUAUAGAGGAGAAGGGUUACAUGCUGUAUGCAGGUCGGCCAACGAAAGAUGUACCAGAGACCAAGGGAGACGAAGAUCCAGAGAACAAGGAAUUGGACCGGUUGAGGAAAGAAUGA
Messenger RNA from Parastagonospora nodorum SN15, 402 nucleotides. RefSeq lists its product as hypothetical. Gene Ontology annotation, cellular component: mitochondrion. The record is from RefSeq and is a predicted model, not a curated record. Bases 1 to 402 code for a protein of 133 amino acids. NCBI's taxonomy places the organism in Eukaryota, Fungi, Ascomycota, Dothideomycetes, Pleosporales, Phaeosphaeriaceae. Gene Ontology annotation, biological process: mitochondrial respiratory chain complex IV assembly. The transcript has 2 exons.